CCUGCUGGACCCCACAAGGAAGCGAUAAAAAGGCAGGGUGGAGGUUUUCGGUGCAUUUUGUUCUGUUCGCAGUUUUGUUUUCUUUUGCGUGCGUUCCGCUUUUUCGUUUUUCUUUUUUUGUUUGCUUUUUGAGAAGCGGAGAGCAUGUCAGGCCGCGGGAAGCAGGGCGGGAAGGCGCGGGCCAAGGCCAAGUCUCGCUCGUCGCGGGCCGGGCUGCAGUUCCCCGUGGGCCGCGUGCACCGGCUGCUGCGCAAAGGCAACUACGCGGAGCGGGUGGGCGCCGGCGCGCCGGUGUACCUGGCGGCCGUGCUGGAGUACCUGACGGCCGAGAUCCUGGAGCUGGCGGGCAACGCGGCGCGCGACAACAAGAAGACGCGCAUCAUCCCGCGCCACCUGCAGCUGGCCAUCCGCAACGACGAGGAGCUCAACAAGCUGCUGGGCAAGGUGACCAUCGCGCAGGGCGGCGUGCUGCCCAACAUCCAGGCAGUGCUGCUGCCCAAGAAGACCGACAGCCACAAGGCUAAAGCCAAGUGAAACUGAUUCAACAAACAACCCAAAGGCUCUUUUCAGAGCCACCCACACCUUUCCAAAAGGAGCAGGAACACUUGAGUCUAUGAAUGCUAGGAUUAUUUACUGCUUCCUCGAAAACACAAUGUUACCGUGAUUCUAUGUAACUGGAAACUUUUAGAUGUACAUAUAUAUAUUUAACUUAAACUGUGUUCUCCUGCUGUUUAUAUAUCUUUUUUUUUCCUAAAAAGUUAAGAUACCAUACAUGCCCCAGUGUGACUUAAGCUGAAAACAAAUAAAAAAGCUCACUUAAAAGAACAAUAAAGUAUGGCUGAGAGA
Messenger RNA from Dromaius novaehollandiae (emu), 846 nucleotides. RefSeq names its product histone H2A-IV. The coding region runs from base 145 to 534 and encodes 129 amino acids. The transcript has a single exon. Gene Ontology annotation, cellular component: chromatin; nucleosome. Gene Ontology annotation, molecular function: protein heterodimerization activity; structural constituent of chromatin; DNA binding. Gene Ontology annotation, biological process: heterochromatin formation. The record is from RefSeq and is a predicted model, not a curated record. NCBI's taxonomy places the organism in Eukaryota, Metazoa, Chordata, Aves, Casuariiformes, Dromaiidae.